Molecule: messenger RNA, 3321 nt
Organism: Schistosoma spindalis
Lineage: Eukaryota; Metazoa; Platyhelminthes; Trematoda; Strigeidida; Schistosomatidae
Source: the annotation of a GenBank genome assembly
CGAUGCUUCCUCAAGGCCAACCAGCCGGGUCGAUAAUUCUGUCCGGCGUGUUAUGAUCCAGACUCCAAAGCAGUCACCUGUGUACUGUCCUGGGCAUACACGUCCGGUCGUUGAUAUCUGUUAUAGUGGAGAGACAGAUUGCGGACACCUUUUCAUCACUGCUUCAAAAGAUGGUAAAGCAAUUCUACGCCAAGGUGAUACUGGAGAUUGGAUUGGAACAUUUUUAGGUCAUAAAGGAGCUGUCUGGUCAUGUGUCUUAGAUAAACAUGCUACUAAGGCUGCUACAGGGGCAGCGGAUUUCACUGCCAAAGUAUGGGAUGCAAACUCCGGUUCGGAGCUCCUUUCAAUCACUCAAGAUCAUAUUGUUCGGUGCGUUGACUUGAGCAAAACUGACUCAGGCGCAAAAUUGCUCACUGCUAAUAACUGGAAAAAGAUUUCUGUCUAUGAUCUAAGCUCUCCUAAAUCACCCAUAUCUGUAUUCGAGGGACAUGAACAAAUAAUUCGUCGACUGCUAUGGUGUGGUGAAGAUAAACUUGCUCUAUCCAUAUCGGAGGAUAAAACUAUUCGUUUGUGGGAUCUCCGAGAUAUUCUGAAGCCAGCUGCAGUUCAUCAGAUAUGGUCCAAGGAAUUAUCAGACCCAGUCAACGAUAUUCAAUUCCAUAUCCCUUAUAAUGAAGAUCAGGUGAAAGCUGUGGUAGCAUGUGGAAACUCAAUCCAGACUUAUACGUUUGACUGGCGUUAUAGCAACUUGGUAGAAGCACCUGAAGCUUUCCCAAAAUUCAGUCUAUCGUGUCCAGUAAAUUCUGUCAGCUUGCAUCCCACUGAAAAAUUACUUGUAUGUGGUGGAGAUGAUCAUAUAAUAUAUCGAUUAAAUUCGGAAACUGGUGAAAUAUUAGGUAAUAUUCUGGGAUGCUUUACUAUAUUAAAUUAUUUCUGGGUAUUUUAUGGUACAGCGUUGUGGUCUGAUGAAUUAAGUGAGUAUUUAUAACUUUAACUACCAUAAACGAUUAACAAAUCUAGCUAAAAAAUUUGUUUGAUCCGUCUAUGGCAGACAAGCGUAUAAGUAUAUUUUCGAUGUUUAUCAAAACAGAAUAAUUAAUUAGCGUAUUAAAACGUUGACAACAUAAUAAGUAUUGAGCAUUUUAAUAAGCCUAUAAAAUAUAACUGUUACAUUCAAAAUAAUAGGUUUCGCAAACUAUUCGGGAUUAUGUGACCAUCCAUAUCAGUCUGAAGUAAAAUUUGGUUCGCUUGAAAAAUUUCCAACUAAACGUAAGAAAUACUUUUACAUGAACUAUUAAAACGCUUAAUAAGCAUAGGGCUUACAUUAAAAGCCAAUGCCGACUAAUGUUGGGGAUGGUUGGAAGAAAGUUAGGGACAGCCAAACCAAAACGUGGCAUCAGUGCUUAAAGUCACUAACUUCUAGUCUUAACCAUGUUGGAAGAUCACUUGGUUGGGGUCCACAUGACUAUCGUAACAUUGGAAACUGUGGGUGACGUGGUUUAGAAUCGAUCACAAUGGUGUAGGUGUAUACACUAUUUGUUUUCCCUUAAACCGCGAGUUUGGAAAACAAUCAACUCAAAGUGACUAUAGAAAAACUUCACCUGUAUAAAAGAUACGUAGAUAAUAUCUUUAUCGUUUGUGACAACAAAUAUGACUUGAGCCAUCUUCUGAAGACAUUUAAUAAUUGCCACCCAACAAUAAAAUUCACAUCAGAAGUUGAAAACAAACAAAAUAUUCACUUUCUUGACGUGGAAAUGACAAGAAUGGAAGAUGGUACUCUAAAAAGAUCUAUCUACAGGGAACCCAUGUGAAAUGGCCAACUAUCAAGUUUCCACAACUGGGUCCCCAUUAGUCGAAAAAGGAACUUAAUAACAACACUCGCAACAAAAAUACGACGAAUCUGUAGUCACGAAGUCAUAGAUAAAAAAUCGGGUCACUUAAAGGAGAUACUUAUUAAAAAUGGAUAUCCUUCGAUAUUCAUUGAUAAGAACAUAAAGCCGAAAACACAUAACUACAGUAGAAAAGAAAACUUUAUACAUGAACAUCGAAUUCAAGGGUGACAGAGCCACACACACCCUAAAGAGAAGAACUUCCGAUUCUUUAAAAAGAACAUUCCCCGCAGCAACAUUGCGAAUAGUAUUCUCCAGCCGAUCAUUGUUCACCAAUACUAAAUUAUCGCAUCUGACCAACUCAAUGUGCAUUUGUCAAUUUACCUGCUCAUGUGAAACUAGGUAUAUAGGUCGUUCGAUGCGUACUUUAUCCAAAAGAAUUUAAGGACAUUAUCCGGCAUGUCUAAAAAGAGGAGGAAGCGGCACAAUAAGAAGCUCAGUAAUCAAACACCUUGUGAACACAGGUCACUCAAUCAAGAUAGACUGCGUUCAAAGUCAUCUACAAGGUAAGUAGAAGUCUCCCAAAAAAAUAUCGUUACCUCUUAAGUAAAGGUGCCAUGAAAUAGAGACUUGUUGAUUAAUUAGAUUUGAUUCUGUAUCCAAAUGAGUCAAAUUUUUGAGUUGUUGAUUAAUGACCUAGAUGCAAAUGAUAUCCAUGUUUUACAUUGAUUACUAGACAAAAAAUAGUUUUCAAGGUGUAGUAUACAUGGCUGUUAUUUUUCCUUUAAAAUUCAGAGUCAUUUUCCAAGAAAUAUGGUGACAUUAUAUAACAGUUUUGUGGUAAAAUGAUUUUUCAUAUCGUAUCAUAAGAAAAAGCAUUUUAUGGUUUGUGCAACUUUCUUCCUGUCAGUAUAUAUUCGAGUGAAAUAAAUCUAAGUCAUUCAGUGUUCUAAAUCGUCUACUUUACAAUCCAGCUUUGACGUUUAUCUAGUAUAUCUUUUAUUUCUUUAUCCUAGAAACCUGCAAGGGACAUUUUGGCCCUCUACAUUGUGUUAGAUUUUCUCCAGAUGGACACGUUUUUGCAAGCGGUAGUGAAGAUGGCACUGUUCGUUUGUGGCAAACUGUUGUUGGAAGUGACUUUGGAUUAUGGAGAUUGACUGUACCGAAUGAAGUUUCUGUUGUUAAUUGCUCAAAUUUAUCUGUAUCUGCAAAAGAUCACUGUAGCGCGAAUUUAGCCGAAGUACCGGCUACUGGUGAUACUAUUAAUAGUUGAUCCUUAUACAUAUAUUUCCAUUAUGAAUCUCAUCGGAAAUAUUAUUGUGGUUUCUAUAUUUCAUACCAUUGUGUUAAUGUUAUGGAAAAUUUCAACCAUAAACUACUUCUGCUGAGAAAUAAUUAAGAGGACUUUGUACAGUACUGACUUCAGUCAAUAACCUUGUCAACAGUUUAUGAAUAGACUAUUUUUGAUAAGUUAUAAAAUUUAUUUACUCGU